AUGGAACAUAUUAAUAAAAUUACGCAAAAAGUAUCAUUAUUAUCAUCAGAAUAUAAUAAUAGAAACAUGGAGAAACAAAAAAAUAACAUUUCGUCUAAAAAGGAGUCAUGUAUACCUAUAUCAAACUCAAAACAUACUCAAUUAAUUAAUAUAAAUCUAAAGCCGAAAUUAUCUUCACUACAAGAAUCAACACAUAUCUCAGAAUUGUUAAAAACAACAAAACCUGAAGAACAAUCUAAUUUGCCUAUAGAUAUAUCUAAAGAUAUUUUAACAAAUAAUAACUAUAAACAAACACCUAAAGAAUCUAUAACAUCUUUUGUGAAUAGUAAAUCACUUAACACGAAAACCUAUCCACUAACAUAUACAUUUUCAAAAUAUGAGCCAUGGAAUCAUUUAGCUAAUAUUUCACAAAAAGAAGAUUUUAAUACUUUAGCAGAAUUUGAGAAUCAUCAAUAUCGUAAAAAAAAUCACAAUUAUUCAUAUAUUUCCGAGCAUUCACCAUGUGAAACGCUCUCUAUAUCAAUGAGUUCAGAAAUUAAUUCACCACCUACAUAUGAUUUUAAUUUUUUUCAAAUGUCAACAUUUUGGCCAUCAGAUUUUUAUUUACAUAAUGGUGACAAAAAGCAAUAUUCAUAUGUUCCUAAUACACUUAAACAACAUUCACGAAGUUUAUCAAAUGAAGAUAUACACAGUUUUCAACAUAUAAUCCCAAAUAAAAAUAAUAGUGCAAUAUCAACAUCUUAUGAACACUUGCAAGAAAGUCCAGCUAGUCAUUUUUUAAGCCUUUUUUCUACAACACCACCAAAUAUAUAUCCAGAUGAAGAAGGGCAACAAAUUGGGAAAUAUAUAAUCGGGAAACCUAUAGCACAUGGCAGUUAUAGUAUAGUAAAAGAAGCCAUAACUAUAGAAAAUGGACACAAGAAUGUUCAUGCUGUAAAAAUAGUCAGAAAAAAUAUUAAUGGAAAAAAUGAUAUAGUACAGGCAGAAAUAGAAAAAGAACUAGAAAUUUGGAAACUACUUGAUCAUCCUCACAUACUGCCCUUAUUUUCUAUUGAAGAUACACAGUUUGCUACGUUUUGUUUUACGAUUAAAUUUUCCGGAGGCACUUUAUACGACAUUUUAAAAAAAGAAAAAGGGUAUGGUUUGUCCAAUUCUGAAGCAAAAAAAUAUUCAUACCAACUUGCAAGUGCAUUAAGAUAUCUACACCAAGAUAUUCAUUUAGUUCACUUGGAUGUUAAGUUAGAAAAUUGUCUUUUAGAUACAUCUGAAUUAGAAAAUAAUCGUUUACUUCUUUGCGACUUUGGAAUGGCGGAAUUUAUAUCUUCUACAGUUAUAGAUAAUACACAUAAUUCGACCUCAAACAAUAAUUCAAAAUUAAUUUCUACAACCACUAGAGGAUCAUUGCCCUAUGUAUCACCAGAAAUAAUAUCAUCAGGGAAAACUAUAAAAGAAGCUAGCAGUGAUAUUUGGUCAUAUGGAAUCUUGCUUCAUGCACUAAUAACUGGGACUUUACCAUUUACUCAUAUGUAUAGUCCAUUACUACAAAUGCAAAUUCUUAAAGGUGAUUGGGAUAUUGAAACUUUAAAAAAAAUAGCCCAUCAAGACUCUUUUGAUCUAAUAUUAGGAUGUCUGCAACCUAAUCCAAAAAAAAGAUGGACAAUAGAAAAUAUCCUUAAUUCCAAAUGGUUUCAAUCAUAUCAUUAUUAA
Molecule: messenger RNA, 1707 nt
Organism: Pneumocystis jirovecii RU7
Lineage: Eukaryota; Fungi; Ascomycota; Pneumocystomycetes; Pneumocystales; Pneumocystaceae
Exons: 1
Coding region: 1-1707 (568 amino acids)
Biological process (GO): autophagy; peptidyl-serine phosphorylation
Cellular component (GO): cytoplasm
Molecular function (GO): ATP binding; protein serine/threonine kinase activity
Source: RefSeq, a predicted model, not a curated record